GCAGCCGGGCCCUGCCGUGGCGACCACGGUGGCGCAGCCGGGAGAGCGGCAGCGGCCGCGACUCCUUAAAUAGCACCGCGACCUGACUCGGGCAGUGAGUGCCCUGCAGUGACAGCCGCCUGCCGAGCGGCUCGGCGGCGGAGGAGAAUUUGGCCUAGGGAACCACUAGCACAGGACCAUGGAAGCCCACGAAUUGUUCCGGUAUUUUCGAAUGCCAGAGCUGAUUGACAUCCGGCAGUAUGUACGCACCCUUCCGACCAACACACUCGUGGGUGUCGGAGCUUUUGCAGCACUCACCACUUUCUGGUAUGCCACGAGGCCCAAGGCCCUGAAGCCACCAUGUGAUCUCUCCAUGCAGUCAGUGGAAGUACCGGGCACUGAUGGUGCUCGACGAUCCGUGCUCCUUAACAGUGACGAGCUCAUGGUGUACUACUAUGAUGAUGUCAGGACGUUUUACGAUGGCUUCCAAAGAGGCAUUCAGGUGUCAAAUAAUGGCCCUUGUUUAGGUUCUCGGAAACCAGACCAGCCCUAUGAAUGGAUUUCUUACAAGCAGGUUGCAGAAAGGUCAGAGUGCAUAGGUUCUGCACUGAUCCACAAGGGCUUCCAGGCCUCUCCAGAACAGUUCAUUGGCAUCUUUUCUCAAAACAGACCUGAGUGGGUGAUCAUAGAACAGGGAUGCUUCACUUACUCAAUGGUGGUGGUUCCACUUUAUGAUACCCUUGGAACUGAAGCCAUCUCGUACAUAGUGAACAAAGCUGAGCUGUCUGUGAUUUUUGCUGACAAGCCAGACAAAGCCAAACUCUUACUAGAAGGUGUAGAAAAUAAGUUAACACCAAGCCUUAAAAUCAUAGUUCUCAUGGACCCCUAUGACAAUGAUCUGGUGGAACAAGGAAAGAAGUGUGGGGUAGAAAUCAUCAGCCUGAAGGCCAUGGAGGACCUUGGAAGAGUGAACAGAAAAAAGCCCAAGCCUCCAUCACCUGAAGAUCUUGCAAUAAUUUGUUUUACAAGUGGAACUACAGGCAACCCCAAAGGCGCAUUGAUCACUCACCGAAAUAUUGUGAGCGAUUGUUCAGCUUUUGUGAAAGUGACAGAGACUUCAAUCAACCCUUCCCCAGAUGACACUCUGAUAUCUUUCUUGCCUCUUGCACAUAUGUUUGAGACUAUUGUAGAGUGUGUGAUGCUGUGUCAUGGAGCUAAAAUAGGAUUUUUCCAAGGAGAUAUCAGACUACUUAUGGAUGAUCUCAAGGUGCUUCAGCCCACUAUCUUCCCUGUGGUUCCAAGACUGCUCAACCGUAUGUUUGACCGAAUCUUUGGACAAGCGAACACUACACUGAAGCGGUGGCUGUUGGACUUUGCUUCUAAGAGGAAAGAAGCUGAGCUUCGCAGUGGCAUCAUUAGAAACAACAGCCUAUGGGACAAACUCAUCUUCCACAAGAUACAGUCAAGCUUGGGUGGGAAGGUCCGGCUGAUGAUCACAGGUGCCGCCCCAGUGUCUGCCACCGUGCUGACGUUUCUGAGAGCAGCCCUUGGCUGUCAGUUCUAUGAAGGCUAUGGACAGACUGAGUGUACUGCUGGUUGCUCCCUGAGUAUACCUGGAGACUGGACAGCAGGCCAUGUUGGUGCCCCCAUGCCUUGCAAUUAUAUAAAGCUUGUUGAUGUGGAAGAAAUGAAUUACAUGGCUGCCAAGGGUGAGGGUGAGGUGUGUGUGAAAGGGCCAAAUGUGUUCAAAGGCUACUUGAAAGAUCCAGCAAAAACAGCAGAAGCCUUGGAUAAAGAUGGCUGGUUACACACUGGGGACAUUGGAAAAUGGCUGCCAAAUGGCUCCUUGAAGAUUAUUGACAGGAAAAAGCAUAUAUUUAAACUGGCCCAAGGAGAAUACAUAGCACCAGAAAAGAUUGAAAAUAUCUACAUGCGAAGUGAAGCUAUUGCUCAGGUGUUUGUCCAUGGAGAAAGUUUGCAGGCAUUUCUCAUAGCAGUUGUGGUACCAGAUGCUGAGAACUUAGUUUCCUGGGCACAGAAGAGAGGAAUUCGAGGAUCCUUUGAGGAACUGUGCAGAAACAAGGAUGUCAAAAAAGCUAUCCUGGAAGACAUGCUGAAACUGGGAAAGGAGUCUGGUCUAAAACCAUUUGAACAGGUCAAAGGCAUUGCUAUACACAGUGAAUUAUUUUCUGUUGACAAUGGCCUUCUGACUCCAACAAUGAAGGCAAAAAGGCCAGAGCUACGGAACUAUUUCAGGUCACAGAUUGAUGAACUCUACUCCACCAUCAAGAUAUAAUGUGAGAAAAAAAGCUCAGAAGAAAUGACACACCUCAAAAAUCCCUUCUACCAAUGGCCUUCACUCAAGUUGGAAACUUUGACUGCAGCAAGCAUAGGGAAGGAAACGGCCAUGUUUGACUUGUCCAUUGGGGUCUUACCAUAGGAAUAUUUAGAGGAAAUGGAACAUUGCCUUACAGUCACCUCAUGUUGCAGACCAUGUUUAUGGUGAUACACUAUUUCCAAAAUGAGCCUUAAAAAUUGUAAAGGGGAAACUGUAAAAGUGCUAAGUUAUUUAAGACUUCCUCAAUUAACAAGGUGGGUGUUCAAAUUGUGUCUCCCUGUCUUUGUAACCAAGGGGUUAGGACUUUGCUCUUUCUGAUAUGUCUGCUACUAGCUGCAAGGUCUGCUGCUGUCUGCUGCUCUGAAAAUGACAGUUCACAGGAGGGCACUGUCCCUUCAGGAGUGAGAACAGCUGUCCAGGUUGGAGAAAGUCACAAGUGGACCAGAAAUUUUUAAAAAUCCCUUCCACCUUCCCUUCCCCACCACUCACAGAGCUCUUCUGAUUUGUAAGGGUUCAGAACAGUCCCUACUAUAGCUGGGCCACAGGGUUCCCAGUAAACCAAAGGACAGCUCCUCUCGCCAGAGCCAGUGACUUCUUGCUCACACUGUGGGAUGUUCUUGAAAACUUCUCCAGAUCUGGUUCCUUUCCUCCCCCUCCCCAGGAGUUAUUAAAAAUCCUGCCUUAGACCAUACAGUGAAGACAGCAUUUCAAGAAAGAAUGACCUGGAUUACCCAUGCUCAACUGUGAUGCCUCACUAGCCCUCUACUUUCUCUCCACAAAAGCAACUCGCUGUUUGUAAUGGCCAAUGGCUUAAUGUGGUUUUCCUAUCCAAUGAUAAUGUGGUGAUUUUUUUUUUUUUCUGCCCAAAUAAACUCAGGCAAAGCAUGUCUUCAAAAAUACUAAGGGAAUAGAUAUACAUGGACACUUAUUGAAAUGGACAAUAAUAAGUAAAUAUUCUUAUAAAACUACCUGAUUUCUAUGAAAUGUAUUUGACAAGCCGAAAUUCUGGGAUGUAGAAAUCUGGGGUAAAAAAAUCAUUUCCUGAGAUUAAUUUAUCAAGGGAUUUUUUAAAGUUAAUUUGGGGAUUAGUAGAAUUUCACUUUAUCGUGAGCCUUUGCCACAUUUGAUUGAAUCACGCUGUCAUUAAAGCCACUGUUGUUGAGUAUGUGAGCAUACAUCUGUAUUCAAGCACAACAGGGUUUGCAUUAAAGAUGUGUCAUUGCAAUAACACUAUUUGGUAGCCUAACUUCAGAUAUGUAUUCUUAAUUGCUCAAAAAGUUGAUAAUUUGUCACACUGGGGUUUUGAAUGUUUGCUUUUAGUGUUGGCUAUUUCUAUGUUUUAUAAACCAAAACAAAAGUUUCAAAAACAUUGAAGGAAACCAAAAUAAAUAUUUCUGCAUUUCAA
Molecule: messenger RNA, 3722 nt
Organism: Jaculus jaculus (lesser Egyptian jerboa)
Lineage: Eukaryota; Metazoa; Chordata; Mammalia; Rodentia; Dipodidae
Gene: Acsl1
Product: acyl-CoA synthetase long chain family member 1
Exons: 21
Coding region: 179-2275 (698 amino acids)
Biological process (GO): long-chain fatty acid metabolic process; very long-chain fatty acid metabolic process; long-chain fatty-acyl-CoA biosynthetic process
Cellular component (GO): membrane; endoplasmic reticulum
Molecular function (GO): arachidonate-CoA ligase activity
Source: RefSeq, a predicted model, not a curated record